AUGAAUACUUUCCUUCUUGACUUACUAGCCUUUGGUGCUGUUCUAUCUGGUGUUCUUGUUAUCACUUCGAAAAACCCAGUUAUCUCUGUGCUAUUCCUAAUUUCUGUAUUCGUUAAUGCUGCUGGAUACCUUCUACUCCUAGGUGUAGGGUUCGUUGGUAUCUCAUACCUUAUUGUUUACGUUGGUGCUAUCGCCAUCCUAUUCCUAUUCGUUGUUAUGAUGCUUAACAUUCAACUAACUGAAAUCGUUUCAGUUGGACGAGAAUACACUAAAAACCUUCCACUAGGUUUCAUUGUUGGAUCCCUAUUCUUCUUUGAAGUGCUAUCUGUACUACCUGCUUCUUACUCAGACGCAGGUGAACUACCACUUGGACUGUUCAACUACAUUAACGGACUAUUCCUUGGUGUAAACAGCUCAUUCACUAGUUCAGAUGUACACAUGACAUUCUCUGGACCAGGAGCUGAUGACAGCUUCACAGGGUUCCUACAAAUCGAAGCUAUUGGACAAGGUCUAUACACAUACGGAUCACUUUGGCUGCUACUAGGAAGUAUUAUCCUUCUACUAGCUAUGCUAGGUCCUAUCACUCUAUGUAUGCGAUCCGCAUCAGACAAAUAG
This is a messenger RNA of Dioszegia hungarica, 615 nucleotides long. The record is from the annotation of a RefSeq genome assembly. NCBI's taxonomy places the organism in Eukaryota, Fungi, Basidiomycota, Tremellomycetes, Tremellales, Bulleribasidiaceae.